UUCAGCCGGAUGGCAGAAGCGGGUAGUAGUGAGGCAUUUGACAUUCAGAGGAUCUAGGUUGUCGUCAGGAUGGUAGCAGGCAGCGUGUUGAGGUCACUGGUGAGCCAGGUGAUGGGCGGGGCAUUGCGGAGACCUGCUCUGUCUUCCUUCUCCAGAGGGAUGCAGACUGUCACUCUGAUUCCAGGAGAUGGAAUCGGUCCAGAGAUCUCUGCUGCUGUGGUGAAGAUCUUCGAUGCUGCUAAAGCUCCCAUCAGAUGGGAGGAGAGGGACGUCAUGGCCAUCAAAGGACCCGGCGGAAGGUGGAUGAUCCCUCCUGAUGCCAAAGAGUCCAUGGACCGCAGUAAGAUAGGCCUGAAAGGACCUCUGAAGACACCCAUCGCCGCCGGCCAUCCAUCCAUGAACCUGUUGCUCAGGAAGACCUUCGAUUUGUACGCCAACGUGCGUCCCUGCGUCUCCAUCGAGGGCUACAAGACACCAUACACGGAUGUGGACCUGGUCACCAUCCGGGAGAACACGGAGGGCGAGUACAGCGGCAUCGAGCAUGUGAUCGUCGAUGGCGUCGUUCAGAGCAUCAAGCUGAUCACCGAGAACGCCAGCAGACGCAUCGCAGAGUACGCCUUCGAAUACGCCCGCAACAAUCAAAGAAGCAGCGUGACGGCCGUCCACAAAGCCAACAUCAUGCGGAUGUCAGACGGUCUGUUCCUAAGGAAGUGCCGGGAGGUGGCGGAGGACUACAAGGACAUCAAGUUUACAGAGAUGUACCUGGACACCGUGUGCCUUAAUAUGGUUCAGGAUCCGACCCAGUUUGACAUCUUGGUCAUGCCCAACCUGUACGGAGACAUCCUCAGUGACCUGUGUGCCGGUCUGAUUGGAGGACUCGGCGUCACUCCCAGCGGGAACAUCGGCGCCAACGGAGUGGCCAUCUUUGAGUCGGUGCACGGCACCGCCCCCGACAUCGCCGGCAUGGACCUGGCCAACCCCACGGCCCUGCUGCUCAGUGCCGUCAUGAUGCUGCGUCACAUGGGUCUGCACGAGCACGGCAGCAAGAUCCAGACAGCUUGCUUCGACACCAUCAAGGAGAAGAAGGUGCUGACGAAGGAUCUGGGAGGAAGCUCUAAGUGCUCAGAGUUCACAGCUGAAAUCUGCCGUCGGGUCCAGGAUCUGGACUGAAGCUGCAGCGCUGAGGGGGGGCGGGGCUUCCUUUUUCUCAACUUUCACAUCGAACAUGACGCACAAAUGAAACCUGACCGUGAAUGAGAUUACGUCAGUGGAGGAGGAGCUUUAACCAAAUAUCAGCUCAUCAAUGAUAUUCAGCUCAAGUGUCUUAUUUAUUGUUUCUACAUCCUGUUCUCUUCACUUCCUGCCAACAGAACCAGAAAUAUAAACGGUUCAUGAGGAAAAAUGUCUCGUCUGUUUAAUGAGUGUCAGUCCUCUUCAUCAUGUGUUCCAUCCUCCCUGAGCAGCUUCAGCUGUGCUGGUUACAGACGGUUCUGAUUGGCUGGUUGGAUCCGGUAUAAUCAGAACAAAUAUGAAGGCUGUUAAUGCAGCUGCUGCCUGAAAAUCAGCUUCCUUCACUGUUGGGAAGCAGGACUCAUCCAUCAAGGAACAAGAAGCUGCUGAGUCACUGGUUACUAUGGUGACUCUUCAUCAGACAGAAACACCUAGGUUCUGAUGUAGAAACUGGACAUGUGGAGGAUAAAUCCAAAGUUUCUGAAUAUUUAAUAAUUUAAAUAAAUGAUCUAAAUGUGUCAUAAUAUUUAAAAGAAAUAAAUGCAUCUAUUAGAAGUGCUCAGUUCUAUUUAUCAUUCAUUAAAAUUAGUGGCAGGACAUUAAAAAUGAAUCACAAUUAUAAUUUUUAUGAAAUGGUAGAAUUUGUUUUUUUUAUGGACUGGUGACUUGACCAGGGUGUAGCCGGCUGAAGAUCGGCACCACCUCCCCCACAACCCAGUAUGGAAGAACUGGGUAUAUAAAAUUGAUGGAUGGUAGAAUUUGACACAAUAAGCAGCUGUUUAAUCAACAGACAUAAGAUUUGGGUUCUAAGGUUCAGUAAUUUCUACCUUCAGUAGAAACUGGAACGUUGUGGCUUUCAUGCUGGGCUUCAUCCAACCAUGAAAAUCCAACAUGUUUUAGCGUUAGUAAACCAGCAGCUUCAUUCUCCACAGAAGUGUUCAGCCCAUCUCUGGGACACUCAUAUAUUCCCACACCUUGUUCUGCAGAACUCUUUCUGGACUGAUGAAACUUCUCAGUCCUGUUCUGCCAGACAGUACCUGGUUCUAGUUGUAUUCUAAGCAUCAUGUUAGGGAAGGCAUCCUUAAUAUUUCAAGAUAUUUUCAGGUUUUGCUCCUUCCAUAUCUCUGCUGUCAGGCCCCACCUUUGGUGCGAAUAAAUGUUGUUUUUUCUGUAAUUAAUUUAGAAAACACAUUAAAGUACCAUAUUUACAAAAAUCA
Molecule: messenger RNA, 2447 nt
Organism: Girardinichthys multiradiatus
Lineage: Eukaryota; Metazoa; Chordata; Actinopteri; Cyprinodontiformes; Goodeidae
Product: isocitrate dehydrogenase [NAD] subunit alpha, mitochondrial
Exons: 11
Coding region: 70-1170 (366 amino acids)
Biological process (GO): tricarboxylic acid cycle; isocitrate metabolic process
Cellular component (GO): mitochondrion
Molecular function (GO): magnesium ion binding; NAD binding; isocitrate dehydrogenase (NAD+) activity
Source: RefSeq, a predicted model, not a curated record